This is a messenger RNA of Plasmodium yoelii, 1626 nucleotides long. Its product is annotated as CPW-WPC family protein. The coding region runs from base 1 to 1626 and encodes 541 amino acids. The transcript has 2 exons. The record is from RefSeq and is a predicted model, not a curated record. Lineage: Eukaryota; Apicomplexa; Aconoidasida; Haemosporida; Plasmodiidae.
AUGUUUUUAUUGGCUUUCUUUAUAUUUGAUAAGGAAAAUUUUUUUUUUGUACAAUCUUUAAGUAAUGAUAAAAAUAAAUAUGUUAAUAUUUUAAAUGCAAAUAAUAUUGAGAAUAUUUUUAAUGACAAUUUUUCAUUUAUCGAUUCUCUAAUAAAUUCCAUUUCAAAAAUUUUGAAGAAAGUUCCUCUUGGAGUGCUAAAGAAAAAGAUAAUAGCUGAACUUGGGAAAGUAGCAAAAGAUCUUAAAUUACCAAACCCAGAUGAAGAAAUAUGUGAUAUUAAUUAUUCCGAAUUAUGCCCAGAAGGAUGGGUAAAUUUUGGGGACGGAAAAAAUUGCUUAAGCCCAAGUAACUAUGUUGGGCCAUGUAAAAAAAAAGUAUCUUUCAAAAAUAAAACAGCAAUUAAUAAAUAUGAAUUUUCAGUAAAAUGUAAUGUAUCAUGGCCUUGUAUAGGAAAAUGUGUAGAAGAUUUUACAAAAAAUUGUCCAGAAAAUUGGAUUCUAAAAAAAAAAAAUAUUUGUUAUGCUCCUAAAAGUUAUAAAGAUAUAUGUGUAAAAGAAAAAAAUUUUACUAAUUUUUCUAAAUCAGAAAAAAAGAUAUGGGGAGAUAUAUGCAAUGUUAAUUGGCCUUGUUAUCAAAAAAAUUAUAAUAUAUUAUGUCCAUUAGGUUGGAAAAAAAGUCCAGAUAAUAAAAGUUGUAUAGGGCCAGAAUCUUAUACAGGCCCAUGUAAAAAUAUUUUAUAUUUAAAUAAUUUAAAUAAAAAUGAAAAAAUAUUAUUAAAAAAUAUAUGUAAUAUUGAGUGGCCAAUUUAUCAAGAUAAUGAACAAAAUUUUGAUUCUUUUUUAUGUCCAACUGGAUGGAAUCUAUCACAAAUAAAUAAUUCGAUUUGCAUUGCUCCAAAAAAUUAUAUAGGACCAUGUGCUAAACAAAUUUCUUUAUCUACAUUUAGUAAAGAAGAUAAAUCAAAUUUUUCUAAAAAUUGUCUUGUUCAUUGGCCAUUUAUUCAAAAUACAAAAAAUAAAAAUAGUAAUCAAAAUUUUAAUUUUCCAUGUCCUGAUAAUUGGGAAUUAAUUAAUCAAAAAAAAGAAAAAAAUAUUUGUAUUGCUCCAAAAAAUUAUAUAGGGCCAUGUAAUAAUAUUGUAUCUUUUAAAAAUUAUACUAACGAAAUGAAAGAAGCUUGGGCAUAUGCUUGUAAAGUCAAUUUUCCAUAUGAUAAUUUGAAACAUACAAAUAAUAAAAAAGUAGAAAAUGAACAGAAUGAAAAAAAUUUAAAAAUUUACGGAAUAAGAAAUAGUAAUAACACUAUGAUAAAUAUUCCAUCAAUUAAUAAUGGACCUUUUGGUUCUUCAGGAUCUAUAUAUGAAGGUUUAGUUUUAGAUGCAGAUAAAGGAAUAGAAUAUGGUCAAAAUCGUAAUAAAUCAAAAAAUAAAAGUAAAAUUGUUAUACAAGAUUUUGAAAAUAUUGAUAGUGAAAAUUUUAUUAUCACAGAUGAUAAAAUUAAAGAUCUUAUAUUAUUAAAAGAAUCGACUGAAAAUGAAAAAAUGAAACAAACUAUUGAUGAAACAAUUAAGCAAUUAAGAACCAAAUAUACUUUUGGAAAAUUCGAUUAUUCUUUUAUACAAGCCUAA